Messenger RNA from Suillus paluster, 709 nucleotides. RefSeq names its product 60S acidic ribosomal protein P1. The coding region runs from base 82 to 417 and encodes 111 amino acids. The record is from RefSeq and is a predicted model, not a curated record. Gene Ontology annotation, molecular function: structural constituent of ribosome; protein kinase activator activity; ribonucleoprotein complex binding. The transcript has 4 exons. Gene Ontology annotation, cellular component: ribosome; cytosolic large ribosomal subunit. NCBI's taxonomy places the organism in Eukaryota, Fungi, Basidiomycota, Agaricomycetes, Boletales, Suillaceae. Gene Ontology annotation, biological process: cytoplasmic translation; translational elongation.
AGUUUUGGCUCAUCCACCUCAAGUACUAGUAUCCACAUCGCCCUCGACGUCCCCAAACUCACGACAUAAUCGCCCUUUCCAAUGGCCACCUCAGAACUCGCUGCGACUUACGCCGCACUUAUCCUCGCCGAUGAGGGUAUCGAAAUCACCGCUGACAAAAUAAUCGCCUUGACUGACGCCGCAUCGGUCGAGCUUGAGCCAAUCUGGGCAUCUCUCCUCGCAAAGGCCCUGGAAGGGAAGAACGUAAAGGAUCUGCUAUCAAACGUCGGCGCUGGUGGAGGUGCACCGGCCGUCGGCGCACCCGUUGCUGCUGCCGCUGGUGGUGCCGCUGCCGCUGAGGCACCAAAAGAAGAGGAAAAGAAGGAGGAAGCAAAAGAGGAGUCGGACGACGACAUGGGCUUCGGGUUGUUCGACUAGUCUGCAGUUGUCUUUUAUUAUGUUAUUCAUCUACUACAUACACAGCAUGGGUUCGCUCUCUACAUCCUGCGAUGUAUUUUUGAAACUGAGGACUUCGUGUCGUGUUUUCUGAAUCGCCGAGUUUACGGUUCGAACUGAACCAAUUUCGCCGGUUGUCUGUGAACCUGCGUCUUUCAGGAAUAAUCCAGAACGUCGAAUGCAAGUCGAACGCGAACUUGAACUGGUUGAAUAUUCUGAUUCAAUAUUAUGGUUUAUAUCUAAUUCCGACACUGAUAAUCUGAUUGAUUUGCCA